This is a messenger RNA of Cryptococcus deneoformans JEC21, 3049 nucleotides long. RefSeq names its product O-acetyltransferase. Bases 92 to 2974 code for a protein of 960 amino acids. The record is from RefSeq and is a predicted model, not a curated record. NCBI's taxonomy places the organism in Eukaryota, Fungi, Basidiomycota, Tremellomycetes, Tremellales, Cryptococcaceae. The transcript has 9 exons.
ACGAUCUGCUCUCCCUUUCUCUCUUCUUGUCAACUUGUACUCAUCCUGCAGCCAUUGGGCAGUUCAUAACCAAGGAGGGCAGAGGUCCAAAAUGCCCAACUCCAGCAAACCUAGGUCACAGGCCUCGGCCGCAAAGCUCAACCCCCUCUGGUAUACCUACGCCUGUGCCACUCUCGUCGCUGCCGUCGUUCUGGGAAACAUUCUGCGUUGGGCGUUCCUUGAAUUACCAGAUUCAUACCACUGCUCAGCCCUGUUGAAUACCGGUAAAUGGUUAGAUCCUGGGACGUGGACAAAUUGGCAACCCGAAGGCUGCUUCCAACUACCCCUAUCAGCUCAAUCAUGGCAAAAAUGCCUUGCAUCACCCACCGUAAACACUCACCAAGCACUCCACUCCUCAUAUUACGACAAACGUACAGCCUUGUUUGUAGGGGACUCAACAGUCAGGCAGUUGUACUUUGCCGCUGCUCGAAAGGUCGGCAAGACGUCUAAAGCAUGGGAAUUGGAGGGCGAGAAACACACCGAUAGGUCGUUACUUGUGAGCGACCCGUUAGGGGGCCCUUCGCUCGAACUUGAAUUUUGGUGGGACCCUUACCUUAACUCUUCAAAGACCAUCGGACUUCUCUCAGGCCAAAGCUCUGUCCCCUCUUCGUUGCUCGUCAUGGGCUCUGGUCUUUGGUACCUUCGCAACCCGUCAUCAGGUGGCUUAGCCUCGUGGGGAGCUAUGAUCUACGACACUUUCGAGCUCGUCAAGAAGAAUCAAGGCUCACCUCAAACGGCUUUGAUCAACCCUUGGGACAAUAUGCUUCUCGGGCCUGGAAUAACUCUGCCCGGCCUCUUGCCCAACCAACCUCCCAAAUUUGUCGACCACUCUCGUGAGGUCGAGGCAAGGUCUCUCUUUUCCAGAGCAUCGUCGAUCAGCCAUCGACCAACCGACUUUUCGAUAUCCGAUGCCAUUGUCUUUCUCCCUAUUUCUACUCCUGUACGCGAGAAGCUUUCCCCAUCUCGUGCAGAAACCAUCUUCCACACCGAUGUUGAAGCUAUGAACGCCGAUCUUUACGCCCGCCUCACUCAUCCCGACCCACCACCAGUCGUGAUCCCCUCAGUUCUCAAUCAGCUACUGGUGGACGAUGAGACCGAAGACGGCUUGCAUUUCUCCGAUAAGAUUAUGAACAAACAAGCAGAGCUGUUACUAAGUUGGAGGUGUAACGAUGUCAUGCGCCAUGAAGGGGCAACGGGGACAUGUUGCAAGAGGUACGACUGGGUGACCCCUAUACAGGGCCUUAUCUUAGCUGUUCUCAUCCUUUGGGCUCCUCUCGGAACCUUCAUUACCCCUCGCUUGCCACCCAAUUCCCCUAUCCUCGACUACCUUCCUGCCACCUCCAUCGCUCCUGCCCUUAGCACCUUUGGUUUGGCUAUGGGCUAUCUCUUCCUCGCCGACAGGACCCAUGUCUUUCAGAAGGAGCAAAAGGAUUAUGACGCCGUCAUCUUCGGGAUGAUCACCUUGGCAGCCUUUGUGGCCGGACUUCUCACCAUCAAGAACAGCGGAAAGGACCUGGGUUUUUUGAAUAGGGACAUUACCGAUGAAUGGAAGGGAUGGAUGCAAAUUGCAAUCUUGAUCUAUCAUUUCUUCGGAGCUUCCAAAAUUUCUGGGAUUUAUAACCCUAUCCGGGUCUUGGUUGCCUCCUAUCUUUUCAUGACUGGAUAUGGUCACUUCUUCUUUUAUUACAAAAAAGCCGACUUUGGCUUUCAGCGAGUUGUCAUGGUACUUGUUCGUCUCAACUUGCUCUCUGUAGUCCUUCCCUACACCAUGAACACCGACUACGCCUUCUAUUACUUCGCUCCUCUUGUCAGCUGGUGGUACCUCAUCAUUUAUGCGACUAUGGCUAUCGGCUCCAAAUACAACGAUCGCCCAGCUUUCCUCUUGACCAAGCUUUUUACUUGUGCUGGACUGGUCACCCUUUUCAUGCACUUUCCCUGGCUUAUGGAGGAUGUCUUCAAGGUUCUGAACACAGUCUUCAACAUUCAGUGGUCAGCCAAAGAAUGGUCUUUCCGAGUCACUCUCGACUUAUUCAUCGUCUGGGUUGGUAUGCUCUGUGCUUAUGGGUUCGUCAAAUUCAACGAGCACCAAAUCAGUGACCGACCUUGGUUCCCUGUCAUGCGCACAGCAACUUUGGUCGGGAGCGUACUCGGCAUGAUCUGGUAUUUCUGGUUUGAACUCCACUUGGCAAGCAAGUUUGUCUACAACGAAUACCACGCUGUCGUCUGCAUUGUACCCAUCAUGUCAUUUGUCUUCCUUCGAAACGCAUCUCCUGUCUUACGAUCAUCUACCAGCAAAAUCUUUUGCUUUAUCGGCCAAUGUUCGCUCGAGACUUUUAUUCUCCAGUUCCAUGGCUGGUUAGCAUCCGACACGAAAGCUAUCCUACUCGCGGUCCCCAGUACGCAAUGGCGGCCUGUGAACCUUGUGAUUUCCACCAUCUGCUUCAUCUGGUUGAGUUACCGCGUCUCUGGCGCUACCGGCGAAAUCACUGAAUGGCUAGUGGGCAAAAAGAAGGCCUUACCCCUCCCCGCGACUUCCGCUAAUUCAAGCACGAGUCCAGGCCGACAAGCCACCUCGCCGACGCUCACAUCAGCAAGUGCUAUGCAAGCCGUGGUAGUGGGUCCACAAGACGGGGCGAAAGGCGGUAUUCCGGAGAGCAUACCGAUGAUGAACCAGGCCGAUAAAGAUAUUGGCGGACUAACCCCAAUGGAGGACGAGACCUUGGAACGAAGGGAUAGCUGGCCUACAUGGAUGGCAUCGACCGCCGCUUCUUUGACAGGUCGAACAGUAGAAGGGUACGCCCCUCUGACUAGACGGUGGAAGGAUCAGACAGUAUUGAGUGUGAUUCAGAACCUCGGAGACCUGAUGAAAAAGCACAACUCGGUCAAGAUUGCAGUUAUUCUCUUGGGAUUAUGGGCGUUGAAUUGGAUAUACUAGAAAUUUAUUAUUUUUUCUUUACAGACGGAUUUGAUAUACUUCAUUAGAUGGAUAUUAUGGUAGUUUAACACUACA